GGCGACCAUAUAUUUUCCCUUGAGUGAUAGGGGGGAAAAGUGGGAACUAGUGGAUCCAGACAAUGCACCUCAUUGCCAAGAACCGAGAUCCGAAGUCGAUGAUGCACUGACCAUCUUCCACUUUGACCUCCGAGUCUGGAGCCACAACCAUUCCCUGUCUUUCAGCUACCACUUGGCACCAGAACAUCAAGUUAGACAGCAACAAGAUGGAAACCGACCGUCGGACAACGUAUCAUAAACGAAUCUGCAAGUCCUGCGAGGCGUGUAGGGCCCGUAAAGUCCGAUGCCUUGUAUCCCCGGACGACCCGUCAAGAUGCACGCAUUGCAUUAAGCGGGGCGAGAUUUGUGAAUUCAAACAGGCCAGACGCAGGUACAAGUCGCCGGUCAAAGCAAUCCACGAGUUGUCGGUACCCACCCCGGGUCAACCGAACAGCGGUGGGCAUUCGGGGUCAAGUGAUACAACAAUCAAAUCUGGCCUAGUACCACUGCUUGUGGACCAUCUGUUGGAUAAUCAGCCCUCGCAGGGAGUAUUUCGUCAUGAGAUGCACAUUCUGAGGGAAAAUGAAGUGUGCAGCUCAAGUCUCGCCUUCUUUUCCGAUCGGAAGAUCCACUCCUUGACCCAGAAGCUGGGAAACAAUCGACUUGAGGAACUAGUGGAGAAUAUUGAAGCAAUCAUCGAGGGCCGCAUUACCGCACGAGGGACAGCCUCAGUUUCCCCAGUUACGUUCAAGAAGCCCCGGAGCUCGAUCCGAACUUCUGAGGAGAUGGCUCGGGUCUACGUGGAUGUGUACUUUCAGCGGAUUCACCCCAUGUACCCAUUCCUGGAUCGGCAGAGCUUUGAAAAGACCGCAUAUGCCCCUGACCUGGCCCAAACGUUGGAGAACGAUGCUCCAUUCUCUGCUCUCUACCAUGCGGUACUUGCAUUGGGGUGCCAGUACCACGAUGGAGGAGCCUUUGAUCCGGGAAUGGGAAAAGCAUGGAAGUUCUUCCAAAUGUCACUAGGCUUAAUGGCUGAUAUCCUGGUACCGCGGGAGUCGCUAUCAAACUUGCAAGCCUUGACUGCUAUGGCUAUCUUCGCCAUGAAUACCUGUUGUCUGCAGAUUGAUGAGAUCCUCAUUAUGGAGGCUGCGCGCAUGGCACAGGCACUUAAAUGCCACCGGGCUAUUUGUGCUAGUGAGAAACAGGUUUGGUGUCAGCGGACCUUCUGGGUCAUCUACGGAAUGGAAAAGCAAAUGGCCUUUCAGAACCGAGAGAAUUCGUUGAUCGCAGAUUACAAUGUUGGCUGCCCGAUUCCGGAGACACCUGAGGCAAUGUUUGGCAGCUAUAACUGGUUCUUGUCCGCCAUCCGCUUUGCUAGGAUAACAUCACAGGCAUAUGAACUUCUUUUCUCAAUCAGUGCCAUCCGAAACUCCACGGAAACAUACUAUACAGCAAUUGAUCAUGUGCAGGAGCGUUUGGAAAAAUGGCGGCUGACGGUGCCUCAAGAGUUUCGGCCAGGGAUCUCUGGUCAUUCCAACGCCUUCACGGAUCCCGUCUCGAAGAUGGUGGCUCUUCAAACUCAUUACUCUUACCACAGCAUGGCAAUCGCUCUGGCGCGGCUCACAUUACAGAUUGGAUCCGACCAUGGGCCGCGACAAGAAGGUAGCAAAAGAACGCUUUUGGCUUCUGCUCGGCAGAUCAUCGAGCUGACCCAGUAUAUCGACAAAGCAGCUCAUACGCCACUGUUUAUCCUCGCUAUCAUGCCCCUGAUAGCGCAGUUCAUCCUUUUCGACUUCGUGGUUCAUAAUCCCACACAUCCAGACAUAAAGACGAAUCUAUCAAUGCUUGAUAUCGUUUCAGGACACUUCGCUGUCUUGGAGCACGCAUCUAACGGAUCCUUGCCCAGCUCCUUGGUCUCAGAGUUUGCGCAUAUAGCGCGACAGCACGUCAAGGAUGUCGGUGGACACGCUGCCAAAGACAAUUCAAAUACACACGCUCCCCUUACCCCGACUAACCGGCUGUCCCUUGGCCAUAUUAUUACAAGACCGGGGGUUUCCAGCAACGCCAAUUGGCCGACCGCCACGGAGCAUGAAUCCUCUAACAAUGUUGCACCCAAUGGUGAAUUGAAUGGAGACUUCGAAGAGUAUAGACAGACCGGUGGUUUCGAACCACUCGACCAGCUAUACUACCCCGGAAUGGAUGCCAGCUUUAGCUUUGGAAGUGAUCCUAUGAUGCCCGGGAUUGACCUGCGAACUUUAUUCGGGUCGGUCAUCCCGUACGGAUUUGAUUCCCCUGAAGAUGCAUCUACCCUUGGUGGGAUCGUGCUUACACCUCCCACGUAAUAGCUAUACUUGCUUUUGAAAUAAUGCCAACAAUAUGUGACGGGGACCCGGGAUUUACAGUGUCACGGGAC
Aspergillus alliaceus is the source of this 2392-nucleotide messenger RNA. Its product is annotated as transcription factor domain-containing protein. The transcript is spliced from 11 exons. Lineage: Eukaryota; Fungi; Ascomycota; Eurotiomycetes; Eurotiales; Aspergillaceae. The coding region runs from base 207 to 2321 and encodes 704 amino acids. The record is from RefSeq and is a predicted model, not a curated record. Gene Ontology annotation, biological process: regulation of DNA-templated transcription; DNA-templated transcription. Gene Ontology annotation, molecular function: DNA-binding transcription factor activity, RNA polymerase II-specific; DNA binding; zinc ion binding.